GCGAAUACUUAUAGCUACAGGGCUGUCCAGAAAAGUUCGAGCAGUCUACUCACACCCAGGACUAACUUGAGAUACAAAAGUUAAGCGUCCGAUAAUUAUCCAUCUAGUUUUAUUCAGCUCUGUUUCAUCAUCCCUAACCAAGCCCCGUUCGCGAACGAGUUUUGAUAUAUACCCCCUCCCCAGAAUUGUGACCCCUCCCCUAUUGCGGUCUACACACCCAUAUAUUAAACUCUAGUUCGCCAAACCAGCCGUGAUAGCCAACGAGUGGUAGACUCCACGACCUUCUUAACGUCCGAUCUACCCAUCUCCACCCACAAUGUCUGCAGUAGCGAAUAAAGUGCCUGACUCUGACCCGAACCCCACCGAGACUCGCGAGUCCGAGCCGCGCGCGCGUCACCGCCCUAGCUCGCUCGACCUUCGCUCGUCAAACUUGAUGCCGGGAAAAUCUAAGGAGGAUCUUGAGUCGUUUGCCCUUAAAAUUGUCUCACCGGGCCUCCCGCCGUUAAACCGCGUGCAGCAGUCAACCGUGACUCUCUCCAAGUCAAUCGAGCUCCAGCAGAAGCAUCUAAUUGCGCAGCGUACGAACGAGUCACCGAGCACGAGUACACUUCCGGAUCUCGAGUUGCCUAUGACCAAGCGCCUUCAGCGUGGCAAGUUGCCAGCACCACUUAACAUAGUGCAGGGCUACUCCCAGCCAAUAAUCCAGUCUGCGCCAAUCCGUUCCAGUACGAGCAUUCGCCAACAACAACAGCAAUACCUCCAGAUGUACCAGCAGAUGAAGGCGGGUUUCCCGGGUGCUACGGGCCCGUAUACGGGUGCCUAUUCGGGGGCUCGUCUGGCGCGCACGCCGUUACACUCAUCGCGGCGCACCGCGGCACGCGCCUACCCAUCGCCAUAUGCCCAAAUGUACCAGCACCAACAGCUUCAGCAAAUGCAGCUCCAGAUGCAGAACACAGCCCGUGCAGGUCAGAGAACCCCAAUUGUGGACGUGUUUUCGAACUCGACGAAGCGAUUUGCGCCGGGAAGCUCGCAGCCACUAUCCGCGCAGGGCGAGCGGUUCUCAUUCCGCACAGCACCCGAUUCAGCUCGCGAUGCGGUUGCGAGUCGCGAGUUGCCGGAUGAAGGUGACGAUGUCGAAAACGUGGCCAUUUCUCCAGAGGACGAAACCCCCACUCCUGCCCCCGACAAGAAGGUCAAACAUAAGGGAAAGAUUGUGCUUGAGUGCGGUGAGAGCGAGCAAGUGUUUGAAUUCGAGUUCCUGACGGAGCGCGAGCUGGGCGACAAGGCAAACUGGGAGAAAUGGCGCAAGGUGUGCGAAACCACGUGGAAUGAAUACGAGAAGAUGACCUAAAAGUACCAAGACUGGUGCGACUUUGUGUGUCUAGAUAUCAAGGUGUCUAGCAGUAAUGAAUACUUGUAACGAAU
Molecule: messenger RNA, 1425 nt
Organism: Babjeviella inositovora NRRL Y-12698
Lineage: Eukaryota; Fungi; Ascomycota; Pichiomycetes; Serinales
Exons: 1
Coding region: 317-1351 (344 amino acids)
Source: RefSeq, a predicted model, not a curated record